Molecule: messenger RNA, 384 nt
Organism: Ipomoea nil (Japanese morning glory)
Lineage: Eukaryota; Viridiplantae; Streptophyta; Magnoliopsida; Solanales; Convolvulaceae
Exons: 2
Coding region: 1-384 (127 amino acids)
Source: RefSeq, a predicted model, not a curated record
AUGGAGACAGUGUCUGUUGAUGGUGGCUUAUUACUUUCGGAACGGCGGUACAUGGAUGAUAUUCUGACUCGUGCUGGCAUGGUGGACUGCAAGUCUCUCUCCACUCCGGCGGCAAUCACUAAAGUCGCAUCCUCGGCUACAGAUCCUUAUGAGAAUCAUAUGCAAUACUGUAGGCUAGCUGGGGCGCUGCAGUAUCUCACCAUCACUCGGCCGGACCUAUCUUUUGCUGUAAACAGGCUCUGUCAAUUCAUGCACGCGCCGAUUGAUGAGCAGUGGGGCAUGCUCAAGCGGGUUCUUCGUUACAUCAGGGGUAUGUUAACCUACGGUUUACGGUUGUCGGCAUCACCAUCGUCCAAUGUCCACGCCUACUCGGAUUCCGACUAG